Messenger RNA from Herpailurus yagouaroundi (jaguarundi), 955 nucleotides. Its product is annotated as electrogenic sodium bicarbonate cotransporter 4-like. The transcript has 7 exons. The record is from RefSeq and is a predicted model, not a curated record. Gene Ontology annotation, biological process: renal system process; bicarbonate transport; regulation of intracellular pH. Gene Ontology annotation, cellular component: plasma membrane. Lineage: Eukaryota; Metazoa; Chordata; Mammalia; Carnivora; Felidae. The annotation marks the transcript as partial. Gene Ontology annotation, molecular function: sodium:bicarbonate symporter activity; solute:inorganic anion antiporter activity.
AUGGGCAUCCUGAGACGGAGCAAGAGGGUUCGGGCUCUGGUAGCAGACUUUUCCAUUAUCUUCUCCAUCCUCCUGUUCUGUGGAAUUGAUGCCUGUUUUGGUCUGGCAACCCCCAAGCUGCAUGUGCCCAGCGUCAUCAAGCCUACGCGGCCUGACCGAGGUUGGUUCGUGGCCCCCUUUGGGAAGAACCCGUGGUGGGUGUACCUGGCGAGCAUCCUGCCUGCCCUGCUGGUGACCAUCCUGAUCUUCAUGGACCAGCAGAUCACAGCUGUCAUAGUCAACCGGAAGGAGAACAAGCUGAGGAAGGCUGCUGGCUACCAUCUGGACCUGUUUUGGGUGGGCAUCCUCAUGGCCCUGUGCUCUUUCAUGGGGCUCCCCUGGUAUGUGGCAGCCACGGUCAUCUCCAUCGCCCACAUCGACAGCCUCAAGAUGGAGACGGAGACCAGUGCCCCUGGGGAGCAGCCCCAGUUUCUGGGGGUCAGGGAACAAAGAGUGACUGGCACCAUUGUCUUCAUCCUGACGGGCAUCUCUGUCUUCCUGGCUCCUAUCCUGAAGUACAUCCCCUUGCCCGUGCUGUAUGGAGUCUUCCUCUACAUGGGCGUGGCCUCCCUGAAUGGCAUCCAGUUCUGGGAACGCUGCAAGCUCUUCCUGAUGCCAGCCAAGCACCAGCCAGACCACGCCUUUCUGCGGCACGUGCCCCUGCGCCGAAUCCACCUCUUCACCCUGGUGCAAAUACUCUGCCUGGCGGUGCUCUGGAUCCUCAAGUCCACGAUGGCCGCCAUCAUCUUCCCGGUCAUGGUAAGGUGGGCGUGGGCUCCCCAUCCUGCUCAGUGGAUUGGCCCUGGGCAGGUGUCCGCGGGGAGGUCCACCGUCGCAGAUGGUCUGACUCUCUCAGGGUCACAGAGGCAAGCACGGAACAAGAUUCGCAUCGUGAGUGCAGGCCAGACGGAGCAGC